CGUGCCUUGAUUGAAGGCAAAGCAGCGAUUCAGCAUCAUCAUCACCAUCCUCAUUCUCCCUCCUUCCAUCACUUUCUUUCGGACACGCUUCCACACCCAGAAAUCAGCACGGCACGAGAUCUAGGAUCAAUUCGCUAGAUCUACAAUAAGUUGGUUCUUUUUCGCUUUUCUUUUCAAUCGAUUCUUCAUUCAUUGUGGGUUUCUAAUUCGUUUGGUAUUGGUUGAAAUUGAUUCAUUAUCAUCGUGUUAUGUGAUUGUUCCAAGCAAUGUGUGGAGGAAUUUUGUGGUAGGGUUUGGUGUUUUUUGAUUGGAGUUUGUGGUCGGAUGGUGUUAAUUGGGGAAGAUGCAGACGCAGAGACGAAACACUCGAGAUAAUUUUUGGAAUCAUAAAUUAGAUCGGGGUUUAUUGAUGGAAUCAUCGCCACCUUCGAAGUUGGUUUCCAAUGGUUCAUCGUCUUAUUCGAUGCAAUCGUCGUGUGAUACUUCACCUGGUGGUGGUGGUUCGAGUGUCGGUGACGGUGGUUUGGGAUAUAUUGAACAUACUGUUACGAAAUUCGAUACGCUUGCUGGUGUAGCAAUAAAAUACGGCGUCGAGGUGGCUGACAUAAAAAAGAUGAAUGGUUUGACAACUGAUCUACAAAUGUUUGCCCGCAAAACGCUUCAGAUACCCCUACCAGGAAGGCACCCACCUUCUCCCAUCAUGUCAAAUGAAUAUGAUUCUCAAGGGAUAAAAAAGUCAGAGGUGACACCGCUUAACCGUAGACAUUCCGAUUUCUUUGACUCAGUCAAGUCCCUGAAACUAUCGUCUUCUUCACCCCGAAAUGUUUCACCAUCCAUGGACGCUUUACGAGACUAUUAUGGUCUUAAGCCAAAAGAUCAGAAUGGUAUUGGUGAAAGAUUUGGAAUGGAUGCCUAUCGGAAAGGAGGUGCUUUCAGUUCAGAAUAUGGACCAAAACCAUCCCUAAGUUCCUAUCCGCCACACGGUCUUCACAGAAAGUGUAAAAGCUUAGCGUACGGGUUAUCAGAGACCACCAUCGAUGGUGAUCUGUUGGCGGCAAAUGGAAAACAACCCGAGUCUGAUACAUGGUACGACAAAUUAAUCAGAAGGCGUAAAUCAGAGGUCGACCUCAACAACCCCACCCCAGAAAUGAUGCUUAAACCUGACACCAGCAACAACAGCAGUGCAUUUUCAGCAGCUGCUGGAAAAGGCUUAGCACUCAGGCCAAAGGCCGCUAACCGAACUAGCGAUGCUGAAGUUGGUCAGAACGUUGCUCCCUUAAAAUUGGGGGAUUCGUUGACCAUCGAGACUUCCAGUGGAGUGAAGAAGUCUUCAAGCACACCGAGCUUUUACGACGCAUAUAAUAGCAACAAUAGCAGUAACUGCACGACUACAUCAUCGAUCUGGCCCACCUCCAUGCUGAAUUUAACGGCUGAUCUUCAAGCGUCGACUGCAGCCAUUGCGAGGCCAAUCUUCGAUGGCUUGCCAAAGCCAAUGAGCGGUCGAAAGAACAAAGCGGCUAUCGAUUAGUGAAAUUAUCGCUUCUUUUGGUUCCGAUAUAUGGUCGGUCCUCCGAAUAAUUGAUUUCGGGGGAUGGAGGAAAUAGAAAGAAAAAAGAUUGAUAGGGAAAAACAGAAAUAAAGCAAGCAAGGGAUUGAUACAAUUUUUGGUGCAAAAAGUAUACAUUUAGAUAGGAAGUUUGUAUAUUAGUUGUU
Molecule: messenger RNA, 1713 nt
Organism: Cynara cardunculus var. scolymus (artichoke)
Lineage: Eukaryota; Viridiplantae; Streptophyta; Magnoliopsida; Asterales; Asteraceae
Exons: 3
Coding region: 344-1528 (394 amino acids)
Source: RefSeq, a predicted model, not a curated record